AUGGCUGGCUGCAGCCCCGAGGAGAAAACUUACCGGCGUUUCCUCGAGCUCUUCCUGGGAGAGUUCCGCGGACCGUGCGGCGGAGGCGAGCCCGAACCUGAGCCGGAGCCGGAGUCCGAGCCCGAGCCCGAGCCCGAGCCUGAGCCGGCGGCGGCGGCGGUGGCCGAGGGGACUCGGGAGGAGGUGGAGGACGAGGCGGCAGCAGUGGCGGAGCGGGAGCCCGAGCCUGGGGAGGAGGAGGAAGAGGAGGAAGAGGCGGUGGCCGCGGAGGACGAAGAAGGGGACGAGGAGGGCACGGAGGAGGGGGUGGUGGACGAGGUGGGCCCGGGGCAGCCGUCCGGGCCCCCGCCCCCGCCGCCCCAGCAGCAGCAGCCGCCGCCGCCGCCCCUGCCCCCGCUGCCGCGGCCGCUCUCUGAGCGCAUCACCCCGGAGGAGGUGGAGGGCGAGAGCCUGGACCUGUGCCUGCAGCAGCUCUACAAAUAUAAUUGCCCUUCCUUUUUGGCUGCUGCUUUAGCCAGAGCAACAUCAGAUGAAGUCCUUCAGAGUGAUCUUUCUAUGUACUACAUACCAAAGGAAACAGAUGGCUCAGAAGGGACUGUGGAGAUUGAGACAGUGAAAUUGGCACGUUCCGUCUUCAGCAAACUACAUGAGAUUUGCUGCAGUUGGGUGAAGGACUUCCCUCUCCGCAGGAAACCCCAAUUGUAUUAUGAGACAUCAAUCCAUGCCAUCAAAAACAUGCGCAGGAAAAUGGAGGACAAGCAUGUCUGCAUUCCUGAUUUUAAUAUGCUCUUCAAUCUAGAGGACCAAGAAGAACAAGCUUACUUUGCAGUGUUCGAUGGGCACGGCGGAGUAGAUGCUGCCAUUUAUGCCUCUAUCCACCUCCACGUGAAUUUAGUGCGCCAGGAAAUGUUCCCCCAUGACCCCGCUGAGGCGCUGUGCAGGGCCUUCCGGGUGACUGACGAGCGUUUUGUGCAGAAAGCAGCCCGGGAGAGCCUGCGAUGCGGGACCACCGGAGUGGUCACCUUUAUCCGAGGCAACAUGCUCCACGUAGCCUGGCUGGGGGACUCUCAAGUCAUGCUGGUGAGGAAGGGCCAAGCCGUUGAGUUAAUGAAGCCGCACAAGCCGGACAGAGAGGACGAGAAGCAACGAAUCGAGGCCCUCGGAGGCUGUGUGGUCUGGUUUGGUGCCUGGAGAGUAAACGGAAGUCUGUCUGUCUCGAGAGCUAUUGGAGAUGCUGAGCAUAAGCCAUACAUUUGUGGGGAUGCAGACUCUGCCUCCACUGUUUUGGAUGGGUCUGAAGACUACCUCAUUUUAGCUUGUGAUGGCUUCUACGAUACCGUGAACCCCGAUGAGGCAGUGAAGGUGGUGGCCGACCACCUGAAGGAAAAUAAUGGAGACAGCAGCAUGGUUGCCCACAAGUUAGUAGCAUCAGCUCGUGAUGCCGGGUCAAGUGAUAAUAUCACUGUCAUUGUGGUAUUCCUGAGGGAUAUGAACAAAGCUAUAAAUGUUAGUGAGGAAUCAGACUGGACAGAGAACUCUUUUCAAGGAGGUCAAGAAGAUGGCGGGGAUGAUAAGGAAAAUCAUGGAGAAAGCAAACGUCCCUGGCCUCAGCACCAGUGCUCGGCACCCGCAGAUCUAGGGUAUGAUGGGCGAGUGGAUUCAUUCACUGAUAGAACUAGCUUGAGCACAGGGUCCCAAAUCAAUGUGCUUGAAGAUGCAGGCUACCUAGAUCUCACAAAAAUAGAAGGAAGCAAACCUGAGAGUGCCAAAUUUUGGUCACCAGUUGAAAUGUUUGGUCUUACAGUACCAAAGAAAGCAAAUCAUGUUAAUGAUAUAAUAAUGGAGAAAGAAUCAGUCCGGUCUUCAGUGCAUGAACAGCAUGAUGCUGGAGAAUACCCUGCUUAUCUUAACUUGGGUUCAACAGGGCAGCAGAUAUACAGGAUGGAGAGCUUGUCUCCAGUCUUUUCUGGGUUGGAAAAUGAACAGAAAAAUGAACCCCUGGGAAAGCGAGGUUCUAGUUUCUCUCAUUUACGCCACUAUUAUGCAAAGAGACGGCAUGGAUUCAGGCUCAAACCAAAGUUUCAUACGUUUCUCUUUGCUCACGAGCCUUCCCACAAAUCAGGCACAACCAGUCUGACUUCACUUAUUCGAAGUGGGAAUAGAAAUAGGAGGUUGGUAAGAAGUUCUCUGCCAUGGAGACAAAAUAGUUGCAAAAAGUACAGUGAGAUUCUGAUGGGGAUGCUUAGAAACAGUAAUUGUAUACCAUACGCAGAUAUUCCCGGGAGCAGUUAA
This is a messenger RNA of Gracilinanus agilis (Agile Gracile Mouse Opossum), 2292 nucleotides long. RefSeq names its product protein phosphatase, Mg2+/Mn2+ dependent 1E (gene PPM1E). NCBI's taxonomy places the organism in Eukaryota, Metazoa, Chordata, Mammalia, Didelphimorphia, Didelphidae. The transcript is spliced from 7 exons. The coding region runs from base 1 to 2292 and encodes 763 amino acids. The record is from RefSeq and is a predicted model, not a curated record. Gene Ontology annotation, molecular function: cation binding; protein serine/threonine phosphatase activity. Gene Ontology annotation, biological process: negative regulation of protein kinase activity; protein dephosphorylation.